This is a messenger RNA of Vanessa tameamea, 2062 nucleotides long. Its product is annotated as lipase 1-like. Lineage: Eukaryota; Metazoa; Arthropoda; Insecta; Lepidoptera; Nymphalidae. Bases 24 to 1316 code for a protein of 430 amino acids. The transcript is spliced from 5 exons. The record is from RefSeq and is a predicted model, not a curated record. Gene Ontology annotation, biological process: lipid metabolic process. Gene Ontology annotation, molecular function: hydrolase activity, acting on ester bonds.
CUUUAGUGCGGGAUCGUUUCACGAUGUUGUGCUACGUGCUACUUUUGGCAUUUUCGGUGGCGGCGAGCGCCCAGACCUCGCCCAACGCGCAGCUCGUCAAGGAAUUGCUGCAGGCAGACCCGACACCGCUCCAUUCCGACAACAUCGUGCAGGAUGCGUUGCUCGAUGCGCCGGGUCUUAUCCGCAAGUACGGCUACCCAGUGGAGGUGCACAACAUAGUAACGGCGGACGGGUACGUGGUGCAGGCGCACCGCAUCCCGCACGGCCGCGACGCCAACAACCGGCCCGGACCGCGCCCGGUCGUGCUGCUCAUGCACGGACUCUUUUGCUCCUCGGCCGACUUCCUCGUUCUCGGCCCUGGUAACGCACUAGCUUACGUGCUCGCGGAGGCGGGAUACGACGUGUGGCUCUCCAACGCGCGCGGUAACUACUACUCCCGUCGGCAUUUGUUCCUCGAUCCCGACGACCGCGAGGGGCUCCAGUUCUGGAAAUUCAGCUGGGAUGAAAUAGGCAACCUAGAUCUUCCCGCUAUCGUUAACUUCAUCGUCGUAAACACCGGCCAGCAAAAAAUGCACUACAUCGGCUAUUCUCAGGGGACGACCACAUUCCUCGUUCUGAACUCUUUGAGGCCUGAAUACAACGAUAGAUUUAUAUCUUUCCAAGCUCUUGCGCCGUCUGCGUUUGUCGAGAACAAUGAAAACAAGUUACGAGAGAUAAUGGUCCAAUUCGAGGAUGUGUUGGAGGUCGUAGCAUUUAACCUGGGAUUCGGAGAACUAAUGGGAGGAGAGGGUUGGCGCCAGAUUUUCACCGCGUUGGGGUUAACGUUCUGCAACGACCAGUCUUUCCUCCAACCUCUCUGCGUCGCCGCUAUUCUCGGCACGGGAGAAAUCGAGAAUUUCAACAAAACGAUGCUACCCGUGUUCGUGGGCCACAACCCGGCCGGGGCCGCCCUCCGCCAGAUCGUCCACUACAGUCAAGUACUGCGCUUCAACCGCUUCGCUCGCUACAACAAUGCCAACCCCCUCACCAAUCUCGCCCAGUACGGCAGCCUGACACCGCCCGAGUACGACUUGUCCAAAAUAUCAGUACCGGCGUACCUGCAUUACGGGAAGAACGACGCUCAGAGCGAUUUCCGAGACGUACUUCUUCUUGGCGAACGACUCGGUAACACGGUCGGCGUCUACCCCGUCGAACGAGAAACGUUCAAUCACUUUGACUUUAUUUGGGGAGGAGACGUCAGGACGCAGCUCUAUGACAAGUUAGUCGACUUGAUGAGAUCCGCUGAGAGAGCGCUGGAUCGGAAUUCAGAAGUGUAAAUAUUUAUCGGUUCCAACAUAAAUGCGCUGGAUCAAAGUAGAGUAUGUACGUUUGCACAACAAUAAAAUAAGAAUCAAACUGAAGUGUCAUUCAAAUGUAGUUUUAACAAUAUAUUUUGUACAGUCGACCUAAACUAAGAAAGUAAGACCUGUAGUCUAUUCCAAUCGAAGAAGGAAUAAAGAUAAACAAGCCUCAGCUUUACGUACGCCACGCGAUUGGCUAAGGCUCAGCUAUGCAGUGCACUGCUCUUGCUGAAUAUAUAAUACAACACUAUUCCACGAAACUACAUAUAUCUACUUUGAAUUUAAGUUCAGAUAAAACAUUUGUCCACGAAAAAAAUGGCAAUGAGUUUUAUAGAUUAUUAUUUGAGCUCUCGAACAAUUAUGUCCCGUCAAUUCGAUUUGUUUAUUUGGCUUUUGCCGUCUCGUGGUACACUGGAACAACGAAAAUAUUAUAUUCUCAUACGGUGUACUACCAAUCGCAGAGGAUUGCUAUGAAAGUAAGGGUCCACGUCCAGUGAGGCGUCAAAUCCAAAGUUGUUUUAGUCGUCUAUGAUAUAACCAAUAACUAUCGGCAGGUAUUGUUUUUGAAAUUAACUUCAAAUAUCGAAAUAAUUGGUACGUAUGACUUAAUAUGCAAUAUCGUCACUGUCAUAAAAAGUAGAUUGUACAGGAGAGCUACUUGUGAAGAAAACAGUAUUUGAUAUAAAAAACAAUAGUUACUUUACUCCAAGGAAUGUAUUUUU